This is a messenger RNA of Huiozyma naganishii CBS 8797, 1764 nucleotides long. It is a transcript of the gene GGA1, whose product is annotated as ubiquitin-binding protein. NCBI's taxonomy places the organism in Eukaryota, Fungi, Ascomycota, Saccharomycetes, Saccharomycetales, Saccharomycetaceae. The transcript has a single exon. The record is from RefSeq and is a predicted model, not a curated record. Gene Ontology annotation, cellular component: trans-Golgi network. The coding region runs from base 1 to 1764 and encodes 587 amino acids. Gene Ontology annotation, biological process: protein transport to vacuole involved in ubiquitin-dependent protein catabolic process via the multivesicular body sorting pathway; Golgi to vacuole transport; Golgi to endosome transport. Gene Ontology annotation, molecular function: ubiquitin binding; phosphatidylinositol binding.
AUGUCUGGUAUUUACUUGACCGACAGGCCCGUUCGGAGACCGCAGGGUUCAGGGUCUCCUUUGAUAAGGAAAAUCCAAAGGUCAUGCAGGAUGUCGCUGCCGGAACCUGAUUUGGCUUUGAAUUUGGAUGUCGCCGACUAUAUCAACGAGAAGCAAGGUGGGACUGCUUACGAUGCUACUCGUGCCAUUGUGAAACUGAUCAACAAUAGGGACAGUCAUACUGCUGUUUUUGCUCUUUCUCUACUAGACGUCUUGGUCAAGAACUGUGGAUACCCGGUUCAUUUGCAGAUCUCGAGAAAGGAGUUUUUGAAUGAGCUGGUCAGAAGGUUCCCAGAACACCCACCUUUGCGUUACUCUCGGGUGCAGAGACUGGUGCUCACUGCAAUUGAAGAAUGGUACCAGACCAUUUGUAAACAUGCUCCGUACAAGGAUGAUUUGAACUAUAUUAGGGAUAUGAGAAGAUUGCUAAAGUACAAGGGUUACAUCUUCCCCAAGAUUCACUCUGAAGACUUGGCUGUGAUGAGACCGACCGACCAGCUGAAAACGGCAAGUGAAAUCCAAAAGGAGCAAGAGAUUGCCCAAGCAGCCAAGCUCGAAGAAUUGAUUAGAAGUGGUAGACCGGAAGAUCUUAGAGAAGCUAACAAGCUGAUGAAGAUUAUGGCCGGUUUUAAAGAGGACAAUGUUGUUCAUGCUAAACAAACGGUUAACGCUGAGCUGAAUAAGUUGAAAAGAAAGGCAGACUUAUUGAAUGAAAUGCUUAACAUGUCAAACGAGAGUGAGAUAGCUGAAAACGGAACUAUCGAGGAGCUAUACGCUGCGUUGAAGGGCGCUCAGCCAAAGUUCCAAAAGAUUAUUGAGGAAGAGCACGACGACGACACCUUGAUCCAGGACCUGUUGAAGUUUAACGACACCGUGAACCAACUUUUAAACAAGUAUUCGCUUCUGAAAAUUGGUAAUACGACAGCCGCAAAUGAGAUUAAUCCAGAGGUUAUGGCUGCGACCCCAGAGUCUAACGUUGGCGCUUUGUCCAACGAAAUUAACCUUAUUGACUUUGGCGAUGAUAUGGGCGCCACUUCUCCAUCCCCUACCCCGAACGCUCCUGACCUUGCAGCAGCGACAGCAAAUCAGAACAACAUAGACCCGAUGAUGGACUUGUUGGGCGAUCUAAACGAUCUAUCUUUAUCUAACGGCAAUGGCAGUGGAGACCUGCUCGGAAAUAAUGAACCUUUAGAACUAGGCGGUGGGAUUUCACUGGAUAGUAACACUGAUGAUAUUUUUUCGGCCACAUCCAAUAAAACUGCAUCGAACGUUUCAGCAGCACCCGCCAACACUGCGACAACAGGUACUCAGGACGGGUCCUUCGACCUGUUAGGUGAUUUGACCUCAUCUACCGGGCGUACCUCGACUCAGACAGCGACAAAAGUGUUAGUGAACACAUCAGCGAACUUGAAGAUAGAAUUCGAAGUGACGAGAGAAAACGAUUCUACCAUCAAAGUGAAGGCUUGUUUCACAAACCUCGGCUCUGUACCUCUACAAGAAUUCACCUUCUCUGUCGCCGUUCCUAAAUCGAUGCAGCUGAGGUUGCAACCUCAAUCGGACAAUAUUUUGCAAACAGGAGUGAGUGAAGGUAUCACCCAAGAUGCAUGGAUAGAAAACGCUCUAUCUUCAUCAGAAAAACCUUUGAGGGUGAAAUGGAAGGUGUCAUACAAGAUGAAUGGUAAUCCAGCUGAUGAAAUGGCGAUCUUCACCUUGCCCAACGUCUAG